Molecule: messenger RNA, 1608 nt
Organism: Bipolaris zeicola 26-R-13
Lineage: Eukaryota; Fungi; Ascomycota; Dothideomycetes; Pleosporales; Pleosporaceae
Exons: 1
Coding region: 1-1608 (535 amino acids)
Biological process (GO): maturation of SSU-rRNA
Cellular component (GO): preribosome, small subunit precursor; cytosol
Molecular function (GO): protein serine/threonine kinase activity; ATP binding
Source: RefSeq, a predicted model, not a curated record
AUGGCCGCCACAAACGGAGUCGAGCUGCCAGAACAGCAAGCGCAACCAGUUCAGAACGUAGAAGAGCACCAUGCAGACGAGCAAAACGAAGACGACGAUAUUGACGACUUGUUCGACGAUGACGAUGAGAUUGUGCCAGAAUUAAUUUCAGGCGACCAUGGCGACUUUACAAAGGCCUACAAUCGCCAGCGAAAACUGAAUGAUGCCAACAUACCAGACGACCACAAACCCAAGACGAACCCUCAAAAGCCGUCAGCAAAUACAAACGCUUCCAUCGAUGAUCAGGUUGCCUCACUCGCGAAGCAUGCAAGCAAAAUCCGGCUUACUGGGCGAAUGACGGGAGCAUCUGGUGGCAAUGCAAGGGACAAGGAUAAGGCAGAUCGCGCCACGACUGAGCAGGUGUUGGAUCGAAGGACGCAAAUGAUCCUGUUGCAACUGAUCAACCGCGGCGUCAUUUCCGAACUUCACGGUGUCAUUUCCACCGGCAAAGAAGCAAACGUCUACCAUGCCAUGUCAGAGCCGUCGGAGGAUGGCGCGCCCCCUGUCCAUCGCGCUGUAAAGGUCUAUAAGACCUCCAUUCUUGUCUUCAAGGAUCGCGCAAAGUAUGUCGAGGGUGAGUUUAGGUUCAGACAAGGAUACAAUAAGAGCAACAACCGCGCCAUGGUGAGAAUGUGGGCAGACAAGGAGCGCAGAAAUUUGGCCAGAAUACAUGAUGCGGGUAUUCCCUCACCCGAGGCAUAUGCGCUACGGAACCACGUUCUGGUCAUGGGCUUCGUAGGUGACCGAAAGGGCAAGGCCGCACCACGACUAAAAGACGUACGCUUCGAGGGCUUGACCGCCGAGGAGGAAGAUGCGAAGUGGACCAGCUUGUAUGUCCAAAUGAUGGCCUAUGUCCGUAUACUCUACCAGACAUGUCGCCUUGUUCACGCCGAUCUGAGCGAGUACAAUAUCCUGUACCACGAGGGCAAGCAGUGGAUGAUUGACGUGUCGCAAGCCGUUGAGCACGAUCACCCACGCUCCCUCGAGUUUCUACGCAUGGACCUGAAGAACUUGUCUGAUUUCUUCCGGUCACGCAACGUCGAGACUCUCAGUGAGCGCAAAGCAUACGCAUUUGUUACCGGUGCAUCGGGCGCAAAGGAUAUGAAGGAGGUAUCAAAGAUUGAAGACACAAUCCGCGAACUGCUCAACACACGACCUUUGACUGAGGAAGAAAAGAAAAAGGAAGACGAGGAUGAUGAGGUUUUCCGCAACCAGUACAUCCCACAGACCCUCGACCAGGUCUACGACAUUGAGCGUGAUGCUGAGCUGGUCAACGCCGGCGCUGGCUCCGAUCUGCCGUACCAGGCUCUUCUGGCCGAUAAGGUCGUCAAUAACGCAUCUGAUGGGUCGCAUACGGAUGCUGAGACAGACGAUGGAAGCUCAGACACGUCUGAGGUUGAUCAAAGUAUCUUUGAAAAGGGCCCCAGCCGUGGCAAGAAGCAUCUUGAUCACGAUGAGAAGGUAGCGCAUAAGAAGGCCAUUAAAGAAGAGAAGCGUGAGAAGCGGAAAGAAAAGAUGCCCAAGCAUAUGAAGAAGAAGCUUGUAAGCUCUGGCAGCCGGAAGAAGUGA